AUGAUUCUCCCCAGCCCUGACGAUAUUAUCGAGGAAGCGAACAUGAAGCUUAGGCCUACACACUCUAACCGCUCUCCGGAGCUGGACUACGAUGCCCCGCCAGCAUAUAGCCCCACCGAUGCCUCUACUACUUUCAACAAUCACUCGACGAUACCGUCACAGCUUCCUGCGCGGAGCACAAGCUACUCCGCGCCGCUGCCGACUCAUCCGUACGCAUUCUCCGAUAUCGCACACCAUGCUCGUGCUAGCUCCAGCCUUAGCCUGGCACACACAAGGGCUCAGUCGUACAGCACUCCACACUUCUCCGACAUACGCACCAGUUUCCAUGCAGGCCCUAGUACGUUAUUUUACAACCCGGCUUCACCCUAUGCUCCUUCGCGCACCCCUGCGCUCUCGUCCUCCAGUAAGCCAUCUAGCCGAAACGACCCGGAGCAACACCCGGAGGUGCUCAGCAAUCGCGCCAAGCUAGCGCCUGGGGAGAGCAUUUCCCUUCUCCUUGAUCCGCCACCUCCAUCGUUCAAUCGCUCUCCGGCACCUGAUGCGUCGUACCCGCCAUUUGAGGCCACGGCUUUGAUGGGAAUUAGCAACGAUCUGACGACAUGCUUUCCCCUGAUCGCGCCCCCUUCAACGACAAUUCCUCAUCCAUUCUUUACACACGACGUCAACGAGCAGGAUUGGGUGCGGUUUCUGAACGAUAUCAGGGCUGCUGGUCUGCUUGCGCCCUCGAAAAGCAUCGUCGCGAAUGUUGCACCCAUUGCGAGGCAUCUGCCGCCUCUAAUGGGCAUGUUGGCUACAAAGGGUAUCGAGCUGCAUCUGAAGGGCAAGAGGAAGGGACCGAUUGGCGAUUUGAUUAGCUAUUGGAAUCAUCAUUUCUUCAAUCCUCGUCAUCUUGAUGUCGUGCUUGCCCAGGGAGUCAUUAGCUACUCAGGCUGUGACAGUAUGCCUCCCGAUACGACUGAAAAAGCUCUAAAGAGCCGUGCAAGCGACGACACUAACUAUGAUUACCAGCACAACCGGUUCCGUGAUAGCAGAGGCCGGAAUAGAAUUCGUCCUAAACUGCGCAAAUCAGACAUACUCAAUUCUACCGACGAGAAUUGGAGGCUCGUCGUUGCCUUCAAACUCUGA
This is a messenger RNA of Fibroporia radiculosa, 1125 nucleotides long. RefSeq lists its product as uncharacterized. The transcript has 2 exons. The coding region runs from base 1 to 1125 and encodes 374 amino acids. The record is from RefSeq and is a predicted model, not a curated record. Lineage: Eukaryota; Fungi; Basidiomycota; Agaricomycetes; Polyporales; Fibroporiaceae.